AUGGGAAUAGGAAUAGAUUGGAUCAUUGAGCUCACCCCCGUGGUAAAUAGUCUGGUUUUUCCCUCAGUUCCCGUCUAUCUUGAUGCCCCCAACUGGAACCAGCAGCAAGCCCAUCAGCCCCCAAGCGCUGGCGGUGGCGAGGCCCACCACCUCCCUCCAGUGCUGGCGCCACCACGCCCUGAGCCCGGGAUGGCGGCAGGCUUGGCGAGGCCCGUUUCGAUGACCGACAGGGCUCGCCUUGCUAAGAUCCCUCAGCCUGAGCCGGCCCUCAAGUGCCCCCGCUGCGACUCCACCAACACCAAGUUCUGCUACUUCAACAACUACUCCCUCUCGCAGCCUCGCCACUUCUGCAAGACCUGCCGCCGCUACUGGACUCGCGGUGGCGCCCUUCGCAAUGUUCCCGUCGGUGGUGGCUGCCGCCGCAACAAGCGGACCAAGUCUUCCGGCAGCUCCUCAAAAUCCUCCACCACUGCUGAUCGCCAUGCCGCGACCUCCUCCUCGACGUCCUCCACCGGCACAAGUGGCGGUGGUGCAAUUCUUCCGAACAUCGCCCCCCCGGCCGGCCAGUUGCCGCCCUUCAUGGCCUCCUUGCACCCUUUGGCCGACUAUGGUGGUUCCUCCAAUCUGGGGCUGAGCUUUACCGGGAUGCAGCCCAUGGAGCAGCUGGAUUAUCAGGUGGGGAGCAGCUCGAGCAUCGGCCUCGAGCAGUGGAGGCUGCAGCAGAUCCAGCAGUUCCCUUUCUUAGGAGGACUGGAGGCCCCACCGGCACCGCCGUCACAGCCGGUGCCGGUACUGUACCCUCUCGAUGGAGAAAGUGGAGGUGAGGGCUUCGCCGGUCAGCUCCUUCCAAAGGUGUCAGCUGGCUCCGGGCUGAUCACGCAACUGGCGUCGGUGAAGAUGGAGGACAACCCUCAGGGGCUUAAUUUGCCGAGACAAUAUCUGGGUUUCCCAGGGAAUAAUCAUUACUGGGGUGGCAGUACUGGCGGGGCCGGCGCCGGCGCCGGCAGUGGCGGCAGUGCCGGGUGGACAGGGGAUCUCUCGGGCUUCAAUUCUUCAUCAACUUCUGGCAAUAUCUUGUAAUUCCCCAGUUCUUAUUUAAUGGUUCUCUCGUUAACCCUAGCCCUGGAAGCUUGAUUUUUGCAAUGGCUUCGGAGAAGAUUAAAGAAGCACUUGUUUACUACAACCUUUAAUUUACUCGCGUUGAAGGCUACUGAAGAAUUGCUGGGAAUGGUAGGUCAGUUUCUUGUUUCCGGGCUAAUAUUGGGCUGGUGUUUAGAUUUCUGUCUCCUUUCUUUUGUGUCUUAUAGAAUGGCUACAGAAAUGUGGUGCAUGGGUUUGAUAUCUCUGACAUGGAGAGUUACUUCUUAUGAAAUGAACAUGAGCAAUGUAUGUGUACUUCAUUGUCUUGAAUAGCUUCUUGUUAACACCA
This is a messenger RNA of Elaeis guineensis (African oil palm), 1429 nucleotides long. RefSeq names its product dof zinc finger protein DOF5.1. NCBI's taxonomy places the organism in Eukaryota, Viridiplantae, Streptophyta, Magnoliopsida, Arecales, Arecaceae. Gene Ontology annotation, biological process: regulation of DNA-templated transcription. Gene Ontology annotation, molecular function: DNA-binding transcription factor activity; DNA binding. The record is from RefSeq and is a predicted model, not a curated record.